GUUGAAGAGGCGAGUGAAUUACUUUUGUUAGACCUGCACUGUACUUCGAGGAUCGUUUUGAAGCUUUUUUCCUCUUUAACAUGCCUGCUCUGUAGCAGGGGGAGAGGCAUGAAGUCUGUUUUGUUGCUGAUUUGUGGCUGAUAGACAUCUUCAAAUAGCAGAGAGAGAGAUAGAGACAGGUUGACGUGCAGAGUGGUUAGAGAAGCUGCUUUUAGGCGUGGAGUUUAGUCGAUGACUAGUAGGUGGGCAGCCUUCACCCCCAGCAGCUCUCUGUCUCGUGCCCAGUGUCGCUUCCCUGGGCACAGAAACACAUAGAGGACACAGAGGAGGAGAAGGAGGAGGAGGAGGAGGAGGAGGAGGAGCAGGGUCAACCAUGGAGCUGUAGAGACACGCUCAGAUGCCCGUGGGAACACCAGUGGAGGAGGAGUGCCGCCGCGGAGAAGAGCUCUGCAAUGAACAAGACCAAGAGGAAACCCAACGUGGAGAGCUCUGGUGUGCUAAAGAGCAGAAAGCUGGUCCAGCGGAGGAGGAAUACAUGUCCCAGUCCUCAGGACAUCAGCCGGGCCCUGCAGAGCCCCAGCUCUGCUCCCAGCGCCAGUGCUGCCAGUCUGGAUGAGCUCAUACAUCGCUGCCUAAACUGCUUUGAUUUAGAGGGGAAGCAUUCCAGCCCCAGAGGGUCCCAGCUGGUCCACAUGACCCUGAUGAUGCACAGUUGGGUCGUGCCAUCUCAGACGUUCGCCCAGAAACUUCUCACUCUCUAUAAGGAUUGUCCCUCGGAUAGGAGAGGACUGAGACGGGCACAGAUCUGCCAUCUUGUCAGGCAGUGGAUCAGCCAGUUCCCAGCGGUAUUUGAGGCAGACCCCCUCCUUGAGCAGACCAUGGGGGACCUGUGGGCACUGGUCCGGUCAGACAGAGAGGAGACGCACUCGCAGCUCAUCGACACCUCCUGUCUAAACCCUCAUGCAAACAUAUCCCAGGCACCCUCGCCCUCUGUGAAGAAGAGGAAGGUGUCUUUGAUCUUCGACCACAUGGAGCCAGAUGAGAUGGCUGAGCAUCUCAGCUACCUGGAGUUCAAGAACUUCUGUACCGUUUCAUUCCUGGACUACCGCAGCUACGUGGUGCGAGGCUCAGUGAGAGACAACCCUGCUCUGGAGCGCUCAGUCAUGAUGUGUAACGGAGUCUCCCAGUGGGUCCAGCUGAUGAUCCUCAGCAGACACACGGCCCAGCAGAGAGCGCAGGUCUUCACCAAGUUCAUUCAUGUGGCUCAGAAACUUCGAGCUCUGCAAAACUUUAACACUCUAAUGGCGGUAACUGGAGGCCUCUGUCACAGCUCAAUCUCCCGCCUAAAAGACACAGCAAACCUGCUGACACCUGACAUCACUAAGGCCCUGAGCGAGAUGACAGAGCUUCUCUCCUCGAGGAGCAACUACAGCAACUACCGGCGGGUUUACAUCGAGUGCAGCGGCUUCAAAGUGCCCAUCCUGGGUGUGCAUCUGAAAGAUCUGAUCUCGCUGAACGAGGCCCUGCCAGACUACUUAGACGAGGACAAGAUCAACCUGGGCAAGCUGCAACACCUGUACAGCAACAUCAACGACCUGCUGGCCAUUCACAGCUGCACACCACCGUUCGAGGCCAACAAAGACCUUCUGCACCUGCUCACGCUCUCUCUAGAUCUAUACUACACUGAGGAUGAGAUAUAUGAACUUUCAUACGCCAAGGAACCCAAAAAUCCCAAGAUCCAGCCUGUAGCACCAGUUAAGUCACCCGUAGUGGCUGAGUGGGGUUCGGGGGUCACACCUCGGCUCGACCCCGACACCAUAUCCAAACACGUCAAACAGAUGGUGGAUUCCAUAAUGAAAAACUACGACCAGAACCAGGACGGCUACAUUUCACUGGAAGAUUUUGAGAAAAUAGCAGCCAACUUCCCCUUUUCCUUCUGCACUCACGAAACUGACAGGCAGGGACAAAUCAGCCGUGAAGAAAUCACCUCUUACUUUAUGCGGGGAAUGUCUAUAUGUGCUAAGCUGGGCUACAACUUCCAUGACGCGCAUAACUUCCAUGAAACCACCUAUAAACGGCCCACUUUCUGUGACACUUGUGGAGGCUUUCUAUGGGGAGUCAUCAAACAAGGCUAUCACUGUAAAGACUGUGGCAUGAACUGUCACAGGCACUGUAGGGAUCUAGUGGGAAUGGAGUGCUUGAAGAAACACAAAAACACAACCGGGUCCUGCCCGUGCACCCCUGCGCCCGAGUCAAGAAGCAAGAACAGUUGGAGUUCAGAGGAUGAGACCUUUGUUUUCCCCCAAAGUAACGAGUCAGAACACAACAAGGGCACUUCCAUUUGGAAAAAUUACACCGAUGACUCAACGCUGUCGCACCGCUCCACUCAGACAGAUCCUGGAGUAUGGACACCUGAGAAAAAGGACAAGAGGGGAUACAUCCACAACUCUCUUGUACACUCAUCCCCAGAAAGAAGGGUCAACACGCUGCCACACAGAGCUCGAGGCUGCUCCAUGCCUGUGCCUGUUUCCUUCCUGCAGGAGAAGAUGGAGGAGCUGCAUCUCUACAAAGACAAGAGCAGAGAGCCAGACUGACCCCAAUAUCACAUUAAGAAGCCCCCCCCCCCUCCACUUCCCCCCUCAACCCCCCACAGACAAUGGACAAAAUAUCCAGAUACCACCAUGUUUCUGACCAAGAUAUGUCAGACUGGUGUUGAACUGAUGAGGUCUUCUGGACAUUCACUUUUUGAACGCCAGCAAUGAUUUAACGGACUCCUUCGUGUUUCAAGUAUGGUCGUGUCACGUUUUUUGAUUUUAUUUUUUUGUCAGCCUUAUUAAUCGGACGUGUUAUUUAGGCUUCAAACAUCGGAUUUCCUACCGUAAUUUAUGUACACCUCAUUUGUCUCUAGAGCAAGUGCCUUUGGUUCUCUGGUGCUAAGAUCCUUCACAACCUCAAAACCCUGUCGUUUAUUUUGUCAACGACCUACAGAAGAUGUAGGCAUAAGGAUUUCCUGAUCUUAAAUAUACACAUAUAUAAUAAAUUAUCCAGGGUAGGAAAUUAACACUAACCACCUCCAAAAAAAUAUUGAUAACUUUGCCAGCUAUAUUUUAAAACUCUGCUCACAAAUUUGGGAACCAGCGUAAAAUUGUAAUUUGUUUGGCUUAGAAAUGGAUGAUAUGAUGUUAUGUUAUAUACAGUAUGCACCAUUUUUCAAGAAGUAGAUAUUACUAUACAAUUUAUAAGGGAUCUGUGCCUUUAAUAUCUCUUGUUGUAUUAAGCAAUGACAAUGUUGCAAAACAUUGAGCACGGCUUCUUUGUUGCAAUAUUGGAUUUACUGGAAUUUUCCAUUUAUGUGAUGAGCUACCUUAAAUUGUGAAGAAUUUAAUUAGGCCUUUACUUUCAAUUCAUUUCCAGGAACAAUUAUUAAGCCUAAAUCACUGAUCUCUUCUUUGGCUGGUCAAGUUAAAUUCAUCUACCACUGUGACUCACAGUGAAAACAGUUUAUUUCCUGCCCUGACAACAUUUUUGACUUGUAAAUGUUUCCAAAAGUUCACUCACGGUUCAGCAGGACUGCACUGAAACUGUACUUAUGCUCCAAAAUUGGCAAUUAUUUUUUAGAAAACAUGUUUUUGUGUUGUUGUUGUUGUUUUUUCUUUGUCCACGAUUUCAAUCUAGUUUUUACAAAAAAGAAGAAGAGAGAAAUACACCAACAGUGACAAAUCA
Scomber scombrus (Atlantic mackerel) is the source of this 3723-nucleotide messenger RNA. It is a transcript of the gene rasgrp4, whose product is annotated as RAS guanyl releasing protein 4. Gene Ontology annotation, cellular component: plasma membrane. NCBI's taxonomy places the organism in Eukaryota, Metazoa, Chordata, Actinopteri, Scombriformes, Scombridae. The record is from RefSeq and is a predicted model, not a curated record. Gene Ontology annotation, biological process: Ras protein signal transduction; positive regulation of GTPase activity. The transcript is spliced from 17 exons. Gene Ontology annotation, molecular function: calcium ion binding; guanyl-nucleotide exchange factor activity. The coding region runs from base 453 to 2594 and encodes 713 amino acids.